UUACCGUACCACCCACUUCUUCGGUUUUGCAGAGGAGUAUCCCAUCCCCACCCUCAACUCAACCCCUGCCCCAGGCCAGUACAGCCAAAGCCACAGCCACCCUCCCUCACUCUCAAAGCACCCCUUCUCCGAGACAAAAUCGCCCACAUUAUCGUCCCUGAGCUCUGCUGUCCGCCGAGGACUCGGUUCCAAGUCCAAUCAUGUGAAAGCGGACCUCCUGCUGUUGCUACAAUUAGGGUUAGGGUUUUGCUUGAUUGGGAAAACCUGCCGCGUCCUGAUUUGAAUGGGGAACUGUUGUAGAUCUCCGGCGGCCGUUGCCAGAGAAGAUGUCAAGUCAUCCAACUUUUCCGGUCAUGAUCACGGACGGAAAGACAAAUCAUCCGACAACAUUAAGAAAACGGUUACUGUUUUGCCGGACGUCAAGAAGGAGAACAUAGACGAGAAGUAUUUAAUCGAUCGUGAGCUCGGGAGAGGGGAAUUUGGGGUUACUUAUUUGUGCAUUGAGCGGGAAACCAGGGAGCUGUUGGCUUGCAAGUCCAUAUCGAAGCGGAAGCUGCGGACCGCUGUCGAUGUGGAAGAUGUGAGGAGGGAGGUUGCUAUAAUGAAGCAUUUGCCAAAGAAUCCAAGCAUUGUGUGCUUGAAGGAGGCCUGUGAGGACGAGAAUGCUGUGCAUCUAGUGAUGGAGUUAUGCGAGGGUGGGGAGCUGUUUGACAGAAUUGUGGCACGUGGGCAUUACACAGAACGGGCUGCGGCUGCUGUAACAAGGACUAUUAUGGAGGUUGUGCAGCUAUGCCACAAGCACGGGGUGAUCCAUAGAGACUUGAAGCCAGAGAACUUUCUAUUUGCAAAUAAGAAGGAAAAUUCUCCGCUUAAAGCCAUUGAUUUUGGGUUGUCCAUAUUUUUCAAGCCAGGUGAGAGGUUCUCGGAAAUUGUUGGAAGCCCUUAUUAUAUGGCACCAGAGGUGCUCAGGCGAAAUUAUGGACCUGAAAUAGAUAUCUGGAGUGCUGGCGUGAUUCUCUAUAUCUUGCUGUGUGGAGUUCCUCCUUUCUGGGCAGAAUCUGAGCAGGGAGUUGCUCAGGCCAUAAUACGUGGAAAAAUAGACUUUGAGCGUGAACCAUGGCCUAGUAUAUCGGAGAGUGCCAAGAGCCUCGUCAGGCAAAUGCUGGAGCCAGAUGUUAAGCUUCGGCUUACAGCAAAACAAGUUCUUGAACACCCAUGGCUUCAAAAUGCGAAAAAGGCUCCAAAUGUUCCUCUUGGAGAUGUUGUCAAGUCAAGAUUGAAGCAGUUCUCGUUGAUGAACAGAUUCAAGAGGAAGGCUCUUAGGGUGAUUGCUGAUUUCUUAUCUAAUGAAGAAAUUGAAGGCAUCAAGGAUGUGUUUGCUCAGAUAGAUACUGAUAGUGAUGGUAUUGUUUCAACUGAAGAGCUAAAGGCUGGAAUGCAAAAGUUCAAUUCACAGCUGGGAGAAUCUGAACUACAGAUGCUCAUUGAAGCCGUGGAUUCAAAUUGUAAAGGAACAUUGGAUUAUGGAGAGUUUCUUGCAAUCUCACUCCAUCUCCAGAAGAUGGCAAAUGAUGAACAUCUUCACAAGGCUUUCUCAUAUUUCGAUAAAGAUGGAAAUGGUUACAUUGAACCAGAUGAGCUUAGGGAUGGCUUGAUGGAAGAUGGAGCAGAUGACAGUACGGAUGUGGCAAAUGACAUUUUCCAGGAGGUUGAUACAGACAAGGAUGGACGCAUCAGCUACGAUGAAUUUGUGGCGAUGAUGAAAACUGGGACAGACUGGAGAAAGGCUUCCAGACAUUACUCAAGAGGGAGAUUCAAUAGUCUGAGCAUAAAGCUGAUGAAAGAUGGUUCUAUUAAUUUGGGUGAGUGAAUAUGCACAAUCUGAUUCUCUCUCCAUUUGUAUGUGAGCAAUUGCCUGUGUGUAUUAAGCGUACUCUCUUUAUCAUUGUUGUGGCCUGUCCAAGUUAAAUGGGGUUCAAAUUGAUUGUUGCCUUUAUAAGGAUUAUGGACGAGGCAAGUACAUUUUAUUAGCCUUGUCAACAUGUUGAUUUGGUAGAGCACAAAAUCUUGUAGUUCCCACUCAUGUGCUGUUUGAUUCUAUUCUCUUA
Molecule: messenger RNA, 2108 nt
Organism: Andrographis paniculata
Lineage: Eukaryota; Viridiplantae; Streptophyta; Magnoliopsida; Lamiales; Acanthaceae
Product: calcium-dependent protein kinase 13
Exons: 7
Coding region: 284-1870 (528 amino acids)
Biological process (GO): intracellular signal transduction; peptidyl-serine phosphorylation; protein autophosphorylation
Cellular component (GO): nucleus; cytoplasm
Molecular function (GO): calcium ion binding; calcium-dependent protein serine/threonine kinase activity; calcium/calmodulin-dependent protein kinase activity
Source: RefSeq, a predicted model, not a curated record